Rotaria sp. Silwood2 is the source of this 3528-nucleotide messenger RNA. The record is from the annotation of a GenBank genome assembly. Lineage: Eukaryota; Metazoa; Rotifera; Eurotatoria; Philodinida; Philodinidae.
AUGAAAAUUGAUCAAUCGAAAUUAGGAAAAUAUCUACCAGAAUCACCGGUUAAUUGUAAAUUAUUUAUUGAUAAAUUAAAAAGUUGUGAUCGGCAAGAACUUCAUGAGCUAUUAAAAUCAAUAACUAUUUGGCAUAUUGAAACAUGUGUACUAUAUGAUUGGAUUGAUGUAUUAGAUUUAUUCGAUUCAAUUCUAGAAGAAGCUUGUAUUCAAAGUGGAACAUGGAUGCUCAAUUUGGAUAUUCUUCAUUUUACAACAUUAUUAAUUGAACAUUCAUAUUCACGCCAUAUAUAUAAUUCAAUUGAAUAUUUAAUUAUAUUAUUACAAUCAUCUGAUUUAAAUAUUGUAUGUGGUGUUUUAUCACUUUUAUAUGUAUCCAGUAGACGUUCAAAUUUUAUAACAAGACUUAAAAUUGAUAAAAAACAAGGAUUGAUUUAUCGACUUGGUUUCUUAGCUGAAACAUGGGGUGGUCGAGAAAAUGGUUUCGAUUUAGUUCGUUGUUGUAGUAUUCAAAAUUCAUCAAAUUUUCCUGAAUAUGCAAUAAAUUUUCAUUUUCCGUAUGCAAUUACAUCUGAAUCAAUAUCAAAACAAAUUGAUAUAUUAAAUGUUCAUAUGGUUGGAUCAAAUGCAUCUUCUGUAAUGGAAAUGAUUCUUGAUGAACAUAAAUUAUCUGAAGACAAACAAAUAAAAUUAUUUACAAAUCUUCUUUAUUCUGUUGCAAUAGAAGAAACAAAUAAUAUUUUAUAUGAUGGUUUAAUUGAAGAACUUGUUGAAAUAUUAAAUAUUCAAAAUCCAAUAUUAACAGAUAUUAAAGUAUCAGCAUUAGAAACUUUAACUUCAAUGGUUUAUCUUAAAAAUACAAUAAAGUAUUUAUCAUAUUUAGAAGAAAUAAUUAAAGUAACACAAAUUAAUUCAUAUCAUGGAUUUUUACCAACAUUUGUACGAGAAUAUGAUAAUAAUGAUCGAUUUCCACAAUCGUUAUCAAUUGAAUUAUUGUCUUUUCUAUAUCAUUUAGCAAAAGAUGAAAAAAGUGGUCAAGCUUUGGUUAAUUGUGAUAUAGCACAAUCAUUCAUAAAAAUUAUUAAUUAUUAUGAUGAAUCUCAAGAUUUUCUUGUGUUGGUUACACGAGCUAUACAUAUUAUUGAUUUAAUAACAAGAUUAGAUAUGACUUCAUUUCAAACAAAUAAUGGUUUACAAAUAUUUAUUAAUCGUUUUCAAUAUGAAAUAACUCAAUGUAAAAAAGAACAACCAUUUAUAAUUGAUAUAUCAGACAUUAACCAAGAAACAACAUCAACAACAAUUGAUAUACAAUCUCCAAUAUCAUCAAUUUCACAAUCAAAAUGUUAUCAUCAACGUAUUGCAUUACUUAAAUCGAUAUUAAAUUAUUUUAAAAAAUCCUUUACUGAACCAGAAAUGUUUAAAAUAACACAUAAUAUAAUGAAUGAUUCAUUAUUAAAUUCCUUCAAACAUAUAAUAACUGAUAUAUUAAUGUAUGUCCUUUUAAAAAAAGAUUUACCAAUUUCAAAAGAUAUUAUAGAAUCUUUACCAAAUAUAUUUUCUGGACUAUGUUUAAAUAAACAUGGUUUAGAUAAUUUUAUUAAAUUUAAACCAUUUGAUAAAUUAUUUGAGAUUUUUUUAUUACCGAAAUAUUUACCAAUUAUGAUAAAACGACAUGAUAAUAAUACGUCAUUAAUUUUUGGAAAUUCUAUUGAUGAAUUAAUAAGACAUCAAAUUAUUUUACGUUAUCCAGUAAUAAUAUCAAUAAUUAUUUUAAUUGAAAAACUUGUUGAAUUGGGUAACAAUGACAACUCAAAUCUAUCAACAACAAAUGUUCGAAUAUCUAUACCAUUAGUUGAUUAUAUAACAAAUAUAACGUGCUUAAUCAAAGGUGUUAUUAAUAAUAAUCUAACCGAUGAUCAUGGAAGAGAAUUUGUUAGAUUAGGUGGUUUAAAAGCUUUAUUUGAGAUUUUACAAAUGAAAUAUUUACCAGUUGAUUUUCCAUCAAGUCAAGCUUGUCAAUCUGUUAUUGCACUUUGUAAAUCAAUACUCACUCUUUCAAUUAAAGAUGAUAAUCUAAUUGAAAUGGUUAUAACAAAUCUUGAUACAAUAUUAAUUUCUUUAACAGAUUUUUACUCAAAUCCUAAUUACGAUAGUUCAUUAUUAAUAGAAGAAUUAUCUCGUUCUAUAUCAUUAUCAUCAUCAACAACAAUACUUCAUAAAUUAUCAAUAGUUCAUUCGCAUAUAUCAUUAUUAAUAUCAUUCUGUAAAAUAAGUAAAAAUGAAGUACGUAAUUUGUUAAUUAAUUUUUUGAGUAAUGAAAUCGGUAUACGUAUAUUAAAAAAUUUAAAUAAAUUAUGUUUAACAUUAAUAUAUGAAAAAUCCAUAUUGUUAUCUUUAUGUUCAUUUGAAACAAAUAUAAUUGAAAAUGAUUUAACAACAAAUGAAAUAUUUAUUAAAACAAUAAAACCAUUAUUAUAUGUUUCAUCUAAACUUAGUCAAGCAUUAAGUGAAUUUUACAAUUUACUUGUUAAACAAUGUGCAACAUCACAAAUGAAACCAAUUAGCAGACGUUUUAAUCAACAAUCAUUUGUUUAUACACCAACCAAAGCUGCAACACUUGUUGCAUCAAUAUUAAUAGAAGUAUUAAAAGAUGGAUUAUCAUUUAAUUUAUCAGCAAAUACAAAUUUAACAGAAAAUCAAAUUGAAAAAUUACGUUUAACAUUUUUUAUUUGUACAAUUGGUUUUGCUAUUCCAAUGUUAUUUGAUAAACAUCAUCAUCCUUAUAUGUUAAUGUUACAACAAUUUGAAUUAUCUAAAACUCAAGAUGCAUUAUUUUCUGCUCUUGAAUGGACACUUAAUUUAAUAAAUCUUAAUGUUAAAUCAAUUCUUGAAUCUCCAUAUUCAAUAUCAAAAAAAUCUCAAACAGAACAAAAUGAUAACAUUCCAUUUAAUCCAUUAGAUUAUUUAAUCUUAACACAUAAACGUACAUUUCAUCUAUUAACAAAUUCAUGUUCUAUAUUAUGGGAUAAACCAUAUUUAUUAAAAGAUCAUGCAACUAAAAUAAUUAAUAAUAUAUUAUCAAUAUUGUCUCACAUAUUAAGUGGUGAAAUACAAAUACAAAAAAAAAUUCAAGAAGAAGAAGAACAACAACAACAACAAACAUGUCUUUCAUUAGAAUUUUUUGAUAAUUUUAUUAAUUCAAUUAUAUUAAAAAUUCUUGAUAAAUUACCUGAUACUAUAUAUAAAAUGUCUGAAUUAAUUCUAACAAUAAUUCAUCAUAAUGAUAUUAAAUGGUGUGAAAAUUUUCUUGAGAUAAUUUUCAAUGACAUAAAAACAAAUUAUUUAUUAUUAAUUGAUUUAUUAAAUCAACAAAUUUUUUUAAAUAAUCAUCAAAAUUCGCUUUUAUUUAAUAGAAUAUUAUUAAUUUUAUUAUUAUUUAAAGAAAUUCCAUUUCCAUGUUUACAAAUAACAAAAAAAUAUUCUUUAAUUAAUUAUUUUUCUAUGUUAAUUCAUCAUAAUUACAACUAA